This is a messenger RNA of Drosophila arizonae, 1783 nucleotides long. RefSeq names its product calcium release-activated calcium channel protein orai. Gene Ontology annotation, molecular function: store-operated calcium channel activity. Gene Ontology annotation, cellular component: membrane. NCBI's taxonomy places the organism in Eukaryota, Metazoa, Arthropoda, Insecta, Diptera, Drosophilidae. Gene Ontology annotation, biological process: store-operated calcium entry. The record is from RefSeq and is a predicted model, not a curated record.
AUAUACGCGUGUGUGUGUGUGUGUGUGCGUGUGUACGUGUAUGCAGAGAGAGAGAAGGAGAGAACUAAGUGCACAUGCGUUCCACUUGCGACGAAGUGCCGCUUAAGCCGCCGCGACGCCAAAAGCUUCAGCUUGAACUGCCGCUGCUCGAGCAAAAAGACCAGCAACAGCAACCGCAACAGGACAAAGAGAGCGAGUGCAAAAAGCGUACGCGUGAUCCGGUUCAGCGUGCAGAGAGCGAAAAUUUGUUACCUCUCAAUCCGAAGAGCAUGUACUCUAACCUACGCUAUGCCCGCACAAAUCUCAGCCACAGCAGCCUGCUGCUUAAUCAUCAGCAGAGCUCGUUCGAUGGCAGCGCGCCCACUUCGACGGAGCGCACAGAGAGCAGCGAGACAUUGGACACACCGUUAACCCGGGACUCGGACAGAGAGGAUGGCAGGCAACCGUUGCCCUCUGCUCGCCUUUUGCCCUGUGCGGCGAAUCGGAUUGAGACGAAACGCUUUGCUUUGGCAAGUGCAUUGCAUGCGACAGCUCGGCUGGCAGCGAGUGUGGAUGCCUAUACAGCAGCAGCGACUGCGUCGGCAUCGACGACGRCGACGCAUUGUACUGGCAGCCACUGUCAUGGCAGCGACUGCAGCAGCAUGUGCGACUCGUGUCGACCGCAACGGCAGGCACAGCAGCAGCAGACACAGAACAGCAACAAUUUCAGUCGUACCGCCCACUCGGGACCGAGUAGCUACAUUGGUUCGGCGCGCUUUCUCAACUUUAGCAAUUUGCAUUCAGCGAAUUCGCCGCACGCGAGCUCGCGCCGCUUCAACGCGCAUCUAACAUCCCAGCCGCCGCUGCCGCCGCCGCCGCCGCCGUUUCCAUUACCAUUGGCAGGUGCAGGGCCAGCAGCUUCCAUACCUCGACGCAUCACCCGCAGCAGCAUGUCGCAGUCUGGCGAGGAUCUGCACUCACCCACCUAUCUGUCGUGGCGCAAACUGCAGUUGAGCCGGGCCAAGCUGAAGGCAAGCAGUAAAACGUCCGCGCUAUUAUCAGGCUUUGCUAUGGUGGCCAUGGUGGAGGUGCAGCUGGACAAGGAUACAGGUGUACCGCCUGGCAUGCUGGUGGCCUUCGCCAUCUGCACCACGCUACUGGUGGCCGUCCACAUGCUGGCCCUGAUGAUCAGCACCUGCAUCCUGCCCAACAUUGAGACCGUUUGUAAUCUGCACAGCAUCUCAUUGGUGCACGAGUCGCCGCACGAGCGCCUCCAUUGGUACAUCGAGACGGCCUGGGCAUUCUCCACGCUGCUCGGCCUGAUACUGUUUCUCGUGGAGAUCGCGAUACUCUGCUGGGUGAAGUUCUAUGAUCUGAGCACCACGGCUGCCUGGUCGGCCGUGGUGGUGCUGAUACCCGUGAUGAUUGUCUUCCUGGCCUUUGCCGUUCACUUCUACCGGUCGCUGGUGACGCACAAGUACGAGGUGACCGUCUCUGGCAUACGCGAGCUGGAGCUGCUCAAGGAACAAAUGGAGCAGGAGCAUCUCGAGGUGCACAACAAUGCGCGCAACAAUGGCUUCAACUAUGGCGCCUCUGGCGACAUUGUAUAGUUGACUUCAGCCACACCACAAUAAGGAAAACUUUUGUAAAAGACAUACAUGCUUAAACACACACAUAGAUGCAUAUAGACAUACAUAUAUAUUAGUCCGUUAAUCGGACCUUAGACUAAAUGCAAAAUAUUCAGAAUUGUGGAUUUGUAGCUAAUGCAAAUUGUGAUACGCAUAAGCAAUAUAUUAUGUUACUC